UAGUGUAAAAUAUAAAUAGUUUUGAAGUUAGGUUUAAAGUUUUACUUUUGGAGAAGAACACAUUGAAACUUCAAAUAUAGAGUUUUGGAAACUUCAAAAUAAAGUUCCUUUUUGGAGAUGCUCUUAGACUGAUUGUUUAUUCUACCGGAACGUUCAUAUUCUAAAUAACAUGUUUGCUGAUCCCUACCAAAUGGGAGAUAUCAAACAAAAUUUCACAUUGUUAGUUUGGACAAAAAGUGUUUAAUAUGUAAAGAGAUAUGUAAUUUUAAUUAGUACGUAUUUUUUUGUAAAUGAGCUCAAAAAUAAAUCCAUGCAGAUUUGCUUCUUAAAUUCAAAGUGCACAAUAUCGUAUUAAUCUGAUAAUAGAGAAUUGAACAUAGGCUAAAAAAAACCCAACAUCAAAUCAAGAAUUGGUGUGAUCAUAUUCUACAGUGGAGGUUUAAUGGAGAUGUUUAGGGUUUCUUAAGGUUACAAAUCAUAUUUUGGUCAUCACUGAUGACUCUCAGCGUAACAGGUAUAUAUAUAUAUAUAUACAAAGAUUAUUGAUUAGUUAGCUUAGGGUUGAUCUUCUGACUGUUAGGGAAUAUUGUUAUCAUUAAAUGCAUGAAGAAAAUUUACAAAAGCUAAUGUUAAACAAAUUAAUUUAUUGGGAGACAAAAGUUAGCACAGUGAAUGAUAUUACUAUUAUUCUUGAGAUGAAAUGUCACAGUCAUUCUUUGAGGGACAUACUCCUCAUCUCUUCUUGUUUAUUAAUUGUUCAUUUGUUAUUAUUAUACUUUGUCUUUUGCUCUUUCUCCUCCACUCAAAUUUGCUAUUUCAUUUUCCCAUUUUUAUUUGUUUGUUUGGUUUAUUUAAAUUCUCAGCUUCUUUACAAAUCUUUCUCAGCUGACAAAAAAAAUACAAAUCUUCUCAGUUCUUCUUGAAAUUAGGGUUCCUCUUUCUUUAAGAGGCCUAAAACCCUAAUAUAUCCUUCUCAUUGACUAAAGAGUUAAGCCUACUCUAUCUACUUUGGAAGCAAAUUUCAAAGGUAAGAAAAAGCCCUUGAAACAGGAAGAAAGAUACACUUAAUCGUCAAAGAGCUUAAAGAUUUAAAGGCAGGUAUAAAAAUUCAAAAAGAAAUGGCUUCCUCAUCAUCAAAUACGUACAACUCACCAUGCGCGGCGUGCAAGUUUCUUCGCCGUAAAUGCAUGCCGGGAUGCAUAUUCGCGCCAUAUUUCCCACCGGAGGAGCCACACAAGUUCGCCAACGUCCACAAAAUCUUCGGAGCAAGCAAUGUCACUAAGCUCCUCAACGAGCUACUCCCUCACCAGCGUGAAGACGCAGUCAACUCCUUAGCCUACGAGGCCGAGGCACGAGUCCGUGAUCCUGUCUAUGGCUGCGUCGGAGCCAUCUCUUAUCUCCAGAGACAAGUUCACAGGCUUCAGAAGGAGCUUGACGCCGCUAAUGCUGACUUGGUUCACUACGGUAUGUCCACGUCAACACCUGGUAACGUCGUCGACUUGGUGUUUCAGCCUCAGCCAUUUCCGCCGCAGCCGUUGAAUCCGGUUUAUAGGCUUUCCGGGUCGAGCCCGGUGAUGACUCAGCAGCCACGUGGUACCGGAGGGUCGUAUGGGACUUUCCUUCCUUGGAACAAUGGUCAUGAUCAGCAAGGAGGUAACAUGUGAGAGUGUAUAAAUUAUGUGUGUUUUCUAUCUAUUCAUCUCUCUCUUUAUAUUAUGUGUGUGUGUGUGGUAAGACUACAAUAUAAUAAGCUGGAUUUUUUUUUUCUAGCCAAUUAAUUUAUAAAUGCAUGGACAAUUCUUAUUUAUUUAUGAUGAGGUUUAUAUAUUGUGGUUUA
Messenger RNA from Brassica rapa (field mustard), 1837 nucleotides. Its product is annotated as protein LATERAL ORGAN BOUNDARIES. Lineage: Eukaryota; Viridiplantae; Streptophyta; Magnoliopsida; Brassicales; Brassicaceae. The record is from RefSeq and is a predicted model, not a curated record.